AUGCAUUGUUAUACAACUGUAUUGCACAACUCAUCUCCCGUUGCAAAGAUGUCGAAUCUAUACGAAUAUAAACACAGUGUUAUAAAUAAAAAUUUGGCUGUUACUGAAGAUGCUGGGAUUGAUAAUAAGAAAUUCGAAACUCUAGAUGACUGGUACAAGGUUAUUCAGGACUACGAAUUCCAGGCCAGGUGUCCCAUCAUAUUGAAAAAUUCACACAGAAACAAGCAUUUCACUUUUGCUUGCCAUUUGAAAAAUUGCCAGUUUAAAAUCCUGUUGAGCUACUGUGGUAAUAAUAGGGACGCUCUGAUUAAUAACAUUAAUUUGCACGAUAUCGAUGACAUUGACAACCAUGUAGCUUUAUCGCAGUCAAAACUAUCCAGCAACAACGCCGCUGCCGACACAAGUACAAACAACGACGUAGACGAUAGCAAUGUCGAUACUGAAUUAAGGACAAAAAAAUACGAUGCAGAUGCGGUAGAUGACGAUGAUGAUGUUACAGCAGCCAUUGUGGCGGCUGUGGCGGCGGUCAAUAACAACAACAAUAACGACGAGGACGACGACGGCGGAAGGGGGGUGAAGUCUGAAGGUGUUUCGGAGUCAAAGAGUAAGUCAAGUGAUGACAACUCGAAUGAGGGCGGGCUAGUUAUCGACGAUUAUGACCAUUCACAAAAUAACAACGGCGGGAAGAACGAAUUGAGAGGUCCGUUCAUGGUUACAAAAAUCGAUCCCUAUCAUAAUCAUCCUUUAGAGUCGAAUCUUUCUUUGCAGAAGUUUGUAUUGACAAAAAUCCCAAAAAUUUUACAGAAUGAAUUGAAUUUCGAUCAAAAAUUGGAGGAACUUUGUAAUGAGGAGGAAAAUACUAUCUCGAAAUUUAAAGUGGCUCAAUUUGUAGAGGACAGUGAUUUACUUCCUGUUUUGAAGAAGAAUUUCAAACUAUCGGACGAUGACAUUGACAAAACUUUUAAAGGGCAGAUUGCAAGACGUGUCACUACUUAUAAAGCAAGAUUCGUCCUGAAAAAGAAAAAGAAUGGAGAAUACCACACUGCAACAGGAAACGCAGUGGGUGUCAAUGGUUCCUCUAAUGCCACAAAGAAUACAGCAACCUCUGUUUCCUCAGCACGGAAUCACACUUCAUCCAUGGUUAGAUCAUCAGAUGUAAAUUCAACAAGAAAUGAAAUGUUACCAAUAGGGAAUAAUGCUCAUGCUCAUGGAGAAGAUGAAGAAAAUAACGUAUACUCCAAUGCCGAUGAAGACGGUAACCUUGCAUCUAUGGACGAUGAAACUCGUCUAAGAACAGCUUUGAAAGAAGCCCAGGAUGUAGUAUAUGCAGCUAAUGCAAUGGUCAACGAAGAAAAUUCAAUCAAAGCUAUGAAAAACAAUAAAAGACUUCUAAAUGACAAUGAGGAUAACGAGGAUUCAAACGUUCAUCCAGAUCUGGAAGAAGAGGAUAUACAGAGAAAACGUAGUAGAAUCGAUAACAACAAUGAAAGUGCCUCGAUUAAAUUAAAUGCUCUGGAUGAAACACUAAUGGCUCUCGAAGAUGCAGGUGACGAUAAAUUGCCUCACGAGGUCGCAGAACAAUUAAGAUUGUUAUCAUCACACUUCAAAGAUGAGCUUGUACAACAACACAACCAUAAUGAACUAUCAAAUAAAAAAGAGGAUAUUCCUGAUGAAAAUAUUCAACCUGAAUUGAGAGGUCAAUAA
This is a messenger RNA of Tetrapisispora phaffii CBS 4417, 1704 nucleotides long. RefSeq names its product DNA-binding protein ABF1 (gene ABF1). Gene Ontology annotation, molecular function: DNA binding. Gene Ontology annotation, cellular component: nucleus. Lineage: Eukaryota; Fungi; Ascomycota; Saccharomycetes; Saccharomycetales; Saccharomycetaceae. The record is from RefSeq and is a predicted model, not a curated record. Gene Ontology annotation, biological process: chromatin remodeling. The transcript has a single exon. The coding region runs from base 1 to 1704 and encodes 567 amino acids.